Myotis brandtii (Brandt's bat) is the source of this 2804-nucleotide messenger RNA. It is a transcript of the gene WDR49, whose product is annotated as WD repeat domain 49. Gene Ontology annotation, molecular function: calcium ion binding; protein binding. The transcript is spliced from 17 exons. Lineage: Eukaryota; Metazoa; Chordata; Mammalia; Chiroptera; Vespertilionidae. The coding region runs from base 24 to 2804 and encodes 926 amino acids. The record is from RefSeq and is a predicted model, not a curated record.
UAGAGCCAGGUCAAACCAUCUGUAUGUCUCGAGAAGAGUUUAUGCAGAGGAUGACAGAGAUUGUUGGUUGGGGCACAAAGGAGGAAUACGGGAAGUUCUUUGACAAAGUGGAUGUGGCCCAAGAUGGCUUCAUUAACUGGGACAAGCUGACUUCAUUUAUGCUGUUAACACUUUAUGAAAACGACGAACGAGCAAAGGCGACUGCGGUUCCCCAGUGGAAAGACCUUAAGUUCCUCCCAGGGAAACACAAGGACACCAUUCAAAAAGUCAUUUUCUUAAAGAAUUCAAGUCGUUAUCUGACCAUCAGUCAGGAAGGUUCAUUAGGAAUCUGGGGAGAGAAUUUAAAGCUGCAAAAAACAUUCCCCAUCACGUCAGAUGCCACCAAGCUUAAACACCUGUGGGUGACAAGUCUGGUUUCUCUGGAAAAUGUAAACAAGAUAGCGGUGGCUUUUACAAGGAAAGAGAUUUGUUUUUAUGAUCUGCUGUCCAAAGAACAAUUUCCUUGUCAAUAUAAACUCCAAGGCCUGAAAGGAACACCAAUUUGCAUGGAUUAUUGGUAUGACCCUCUUGAUGCCAAUGAAUCAAUUCUGUCUUUUGGGGACAUAACUGGAAAGGUUCAAGCCAUUGUUUUCACGACAGCCUUGAUUUCCCUGUUUGAGCGUCCCGCUAGUGCAUGUGAAAAUGAAGAAGCCACUGUGACCAUUAACUGGGCAGAACUGCUUUCUGGAUAUCACAAGUGUUGCUAUACGUUAGAGCACAAACUUCAUCGUGGAGAGUGGGUCAGGCAAGUUACUUACAAUGCCUCUUUAGAUGCCAUCAUUUCCAGCACAACCAACAGUACAAACACUGUGGUGCUGGCUUGGAGAGAAAAACCAAAAAAGCAUCUUCAAAUGACAUCUUUCAACAUUGCCCAGGGCAUUCAUGCUUUUGAUUACCACUCUCGGCUCAAUUUAAUUGCAACUGCUGGCAUUAACAACAAAGUCUGCCUUUGGAACCCCUAUGUGGUCUCUAAGCCAGUUGGUGUUCUCUGGGGUCACUCCGCCAGUGUAAUAGCUGUCCAAUUCUUUGCUGCAAGAAAACAACUUUUCAGCUUCUCCAAAGAUAAAGUUUUGAGACUCUGGGAUAUUCAGCACCAGCUGUCCAUCCAGAGGAUAGCGUGUUCUUUCCCCCAAAGCCAGGACUUCAGAUGCCUCUUCCACUUUGAUGAAGCCCACGGUCGACUUUUCAUCUCAUGUAAUCACCAGCUGGCACUGUUGGCCAUGGAGCGGGAAGCCAGCACGAGGGUGAAAAGCCACAAGAGCGCCGUCACCUGUGUUCUUUACCAUUCGGUCUUGAGGCAGGUAAUCAGCUCUGAUGUGGGGUCAACAGUUUGCUUCUGGAUGAUAGACACUGGGCAGAAAAUCAAACAAUUUACUGGUUGUCAUGGAAAUGCAGAAAUCAGCACUAUGGCCCUUGAUGCAAAUGAGACACGGCUUUUGACUGGCAGCACAGAUGGAACUGUUAAGGUGUGGGAUUUCAAUGGAUAUUGUCACCAUACACUAACUGUUGGAAAAGAGGGAGUUGUGGACAUUUCACAGAUCCUGGUUCUUAAGAAGACAAUACUGGUUACAGGCUGGGACAGGGCUAUAACCGUGUUUCGACCUCAGAACUUCAAUCAAUUUUUCAUCCACCCGGAGGAAUGGGAAGGAGGGAUACAGCACCGGGAUGAUAUCAUUUGUGCUGCGUUCUUACCUCCACAAACGCUUGCUACAGGGAGUUAUGAUGGAGAAAUUGUUCUGUGGAACAACAGCACAGGAAAUGCUCACUAUGUCCUUCAUCCCGAUUACCAGAGGCUGCUACAAUCAAAAUCAGAGCCUCAAAAGCUCCUGAGUGCUGGGAGGAGCUGCUCCAGCCGCCCCACAGCAGAGCAGGCUACCCUGGGAGCCAGCUCCUAUGAGACUGGCACCGAGUGCGAUAACGCUGUGAUGAGGCUUUGCUUCCUUGAAGCAAGAAAAAACACUGCAGCGACAGGAGGUGCUAACUUGGUGUCAUGUGGAGGAUCUGGGUAUGUCAGACUCUGGGAUACAUUUAAGAAACAACUUCUGGCUGAAUUUUUGGCUCAUCGUGGAGUUGGAUCUAUUAUUAUGGCUACUGAUAAACUGAAUCGAUACCUCGCCACAGGAGAUCUUGAUGGAUGUUUGAAAAUAUGGAAUAUAGAGGCAAAGCAUUGGCAAAUUGAAAGCUGUUUUUCUUUCCCUAAGAAGGAUAAUAAUUUAAUGGAAAGUGAGAUUCAAGAAGAAAGUAUAAGGGAAACUGCUUCACUUUCUAACAAGGAAUCAUGCUUAGACCCAACAGAACAUUCUCUACUUGAUAAAAAAGACAAAGAUGAGCCAACAUACAAUGUCGGAUCAUCAGAAGUUAUAAAUUUAGCUAUAAAAUAUAAGGAAAGAAAUAUAUAUAAGAAAAAAACACAUAACCUUUACAGCAGUGAAGUUCUACAAAAAUCAUCCAGCGUAUUUAGGUCAUUAAGCAUCGGAGUCCUGAAAGAGCUACCGGAAGUGAACAAACCAGCUUUUCUUCUGGACCCUGAGAAAUACUUUAGGGAAGAGCCAGAGGAGGCGUGUCCCCAAACUCCAGAGCCCCCAUCGCUCUCUGAGACUUUGAAAGCUGUAUUUGUUGAGAAAAACCUGUUUCCCAAAGACUUUCUGGAUCGUGAAAGAAGAGCCAAGCAAUUAUGUCAAGAAACAAGUAGUGAAGUGAAUAUAAAAAGAAAUAAGAAGUAUUCGGAAAUAUUUAUGAUAGAAUACAUUGGUAUUCUGAUGUAG